CCCAUCAUCUGUACUAUAUAGAAGGGUGUCUACCAUCUGCACUAUAUGGAAGGAUACCCAUUAUCUGUACUACAGGAAUCACCUACACCGAUAUUUAUAUCCACUUUAAGUAAUCUGACCACAGACUGGACCCUUUCCCCAGAAUCUCUCACCCUAUCCACUGUAUCACUGCAUGAAGGACCGUCAUGUAAACCGUGCAUACGAAUUAACAUUUCAGUGAAUGCCACAGGACUUCCCAAACUGCGGGGUUUUGUGGUUCAGGGUCUUCAAUUAAGCAAUAACGCAUUUCAUUCAUUCAAGAUUUUAAAGAAAAAAAUAUAUAAAAUAAGACAUCUGUGGGAAGUAAAAUAUGACUGUCUGACUGUCGAUCGUGGACAAUACAUAUCGGUUACACUGUUCACUGAACCUAACUAUGGCUUUUCUGUUAAUAAAAGAUACUUCAUUUCCAACCAUGAUGCAAAACCAGAUUUCCAUUAUCAGCACAUAGCAGAAGAGAAACGAUUUGAGAUCUUUGUACCCAAAGGCCCAGAUGUGGACGUGCGGCUGUGUAAUCAGGCCUAUGUGUGCAAGGACCUGGAGACCAACGGCAGCAAGAAGAUGAUCAAUGCUUCUCAGAAUGAUUCCCCGAAUGCUUCUCUGUCCUAUGAUAGUUUACUACCUUGUUUAUGUAUUGAGGCAUUUUACACCUAUCGUGACAGCAAACGGGGGAAGAAAUGCCCUUUCCAGGAGCAUCCGGAACCCUACAUUGAAGAAUUACUAAAGGUGUCCGUGCAAGAAAUCAUUCACCACUCAAACACGAUGACUGUAAAAUACUCCAGUCCUUGUCUUCUGCCGACGCUGGAGCCAGCGGUGACUGUUUGUAGAAAGCAAAAUGGAAUCUGCAUCACGGAAAACAAGGCCAUCGUCCAAAAACAUGGAAAGGAAUAUUAUAUUAAGAAUGCUGACAGAGAUCAUCACCUGUGUUUUAAGUUCUCUUUACUGAAUCGCACCUAUAUAAAAUGCCCUGAUAGAAAUGAUCAGCUCUGGGGCCUGGAUAUGAAGACUCAGCUUUCUUAUGUGCUGUUUAUUAUAUCUUCCAAAAUUCCAGCAACUUUUAGUGCAGCAGUGUGUAACCAAAGCCAGCAAACUGGAGACUGUGACCUUAAGUCCAUCAUCUAUAAUGUAUCCACAGAAAAUCACUUGGGAUCUCGAGAUCUGCAGCUAUCACUCCCUCGGCCUGGCAUUGGAGAUUGUAUCAAGCUGUGGCGUUCGGAUGUCCCUUUUUCCCAUCAGUAUCUCUUCUGCUCCUUUGACUUUUCUCACAGACAUCUAGGCCUUCUUGCUCUCAGCACAACGCUGGUGAUUAUCACAGUGAUUUCCAUUGUCUACAUAAUUUGUAAGAGGAUCUGGAAGAUAUUUACAGCUUCACUUUGGAGAAGGACCAUUCUACUUGUGUACUCUCCCGAUUCAGCAGAAUACAAAGCCCUCAUCUGUGCCUUUGCUGACUUUCUGCACAACAUCCUGGGAUGUGAGGUCAUCUUGGACUUAUGGGACAUUAACACAGUCAGCCAGAUUGGAAUGUUGCCUUGGUUUUACCAAAAGCGGGAUCUAGUGAGUCAAAGAAAAGGCAAAGUUAUGAUCCUAUGGACAAGACAAAGCAAGACAAUGUACGACCAAUGGAAAAACCAUCAAAAUAACAUCAUUGGAUGGAAAGACUCAACAAAUCUGUUUGGGGCAGCAAUGUCCUGCCUGGAGAAAGACCUUCAGGUGCAACAGGAACAUGAAAACCUGGAGCACUACACAAUGGUGUACUUUGAAGGACUGUGUGAGAAGAAGGAUAUCCCCAAAUGCUUCAGGAAGAUGUCCAGGUACCGCUUGUUGAAGGAUCUGUAUAGACUGGUCAGCCAUCUACAAGACACUACUUGUCUAUCUCCUCCUUGCUUGAUAAAGGCAGGUGCCAAAUACCUCAUGAAAAAGCUUAUAAGCUCUGAAAAAAGACGGGGUCUUCAGUACCACAUAGAGGUUUGUAAAAAGAAACUUGAUGAAGUUGGCAGCUGAUAAUGGUCGAGGACUAACUGAGCCAGUGGAAAGGUUGGAAAACUGGAGAAAUCCACUACUAGAUUGUUUACCGAAACCAGAACUGUCCUGAGACUGAGCUUUGUAUAGGGUGGUGCUGACUAUUCUGAUGUAGCGGCCCUUUAAAACUGAGAAGAUGUCAAUUUGCAACAACCUUUUUUAUAUUCCGAUUGUUUUAUUUAAAAAAAUUUUUUUUUUAUGGCAUCCUCCAAAAGUCUCCUGCUAACAUGGUAGCCUGAGUGCCCCUGAAUCUCCCUCCAUGUAAGACUGAUUGGGCUGGUUGGAUUUGUACUUGGAUUUUACAAUUAGCAGCAACAUUCAUCACUUGAAAUAUACUCUUUAAGGGUCUAUUCACACGUACAGUAUUCUGUGCAGAUUUGAUGCGCAGGAUUUUCUGCUGCAGAUUUCAAUGUAAACUGAUUGACUGAACACGGCUUGAAAUCCUGCAUCAAAUCUGCGCAGAAUACUGUACGUGUGCAUUGACUCUAAGGGGGAAUUUAUUAUAGGGCAGAUUUUUUUGUGCAAUGUGAAAUCUGCUGCGCAAGUGUGUGGUUUACCCUGUUGCUGCACACAAUUUAUUAUAUAUAUUAUAUGUGCACGUCACUUCAAAUGACAAGAAGCCCUGAAUGGUUCAAAAAAGGUUAAAAAGGCUUACGCACAUUCCUACACCAUUUGGUCACUGGAGUACAUAUGCGCAAAAGUUUGUGUAAUACAUUCUGUGCACCCACCAGGGCAUCUGCUAUCUAUGCCUUGUGGAAUCGCACAACAAGAUAAAUUAAACCAGCGCAGACAGCAUAAUAAUAGCGCACAAUUAGAUAACUGCACAAAAUAAAAGCACACUGUGUGCGCAAUUUUGCUAGUCCACUCCAGUUGAUAAAUUCCCCCAAAUGUUUAAUGUCUGUGCAACCACAUUUGUUUAUUUAUCUUGUACGGCUUUUGAAUUUUAUAAUAUUUUAUUCUCUGUUUAAACAGAACACAAACUUCUGCUGGUCUCCUGUUACUAGACAACAGUGCAUCAUGGGAGCUCAGGACACAAAGAUCAACUGUUAGUUGGCACGACUGUUCUGUAGAGCGCAAUUAACAACAUACAGAUUCCGGAAUGGAACCAGCAGAAGUUUUAGUUUCACUUUAGCUGUGAAUGGAGUCGAAAAUAACUUAUAGGGCCAAAUCAGUGCAAGAUAAGCAAAAGGAACUAUUUACAAAAUCAAUAAUGUGUUUUCAAAGGGAACCUGUCAUCGGUUUUAUGCUGACAGAUUAAAACUAGUGCAGGCAACAGAAUAAAACUAGUGCAGGCAGCGCAUUCAUAACCCACUAUUAUUUAGGCUAUGUUACCACAGCGGAAUGUCCAGGCAAACCUUUCGCAGACAGCGGGCACAAGGAGAACAGAGCCAUUGCUAGGACCACUUGGAAAUGCACCAUCUCCAUAGAUGGAAAUGCAUUCCCAAAUGGAUACCGCAGAAAGAAUUGACAUUGACGUGUCAAUUCUAUCUGUGGAAUCUGCUUGGAAUUUGAAUUUCCCGGCCAGAUGUUUCUGGUACAUAAAUUCUGCCGUGUGCAUGGUGCAGCAGAAUCCCGUUGAAAACAAUGAGACUCUGCUGCAAUGUAAUUUCUGAGCUGAAAUUUUCGGAAAGUCUAAAUAUAGCCUUACUCUGAUAUGUUGAGGUGUUUAAAAACCAUAGUUUAAAAAUGGGACCUAAAUAACUAGUCAUGGAUGAGGUACCUACAGCCUGCAGGGUGGAGAACAGCUGUCAGGACCCGCCCCUCUGACUAGUUACCUAGGUCCCAGUGGCAUUUCUAAACUAUUAUUUCUCUGAGAUGCAAAAUAUUGUGCUGCCUAAGGUCUUGGACAGCAAAAACUGAUGACAGGUUUCCUUUAAACUACAUGUUCUGUUAAAAACAGGAGUUCUCCUUUAAGACUUGCAUGUCAUUAGUCCUUUUCACCAAUACCCAUAGAGCUCCUCGUUGAUAGCAACCAAUUGUAGACAAGCUUUAAUAUUCUGGUUUCGUCAUAGAAAAAUGACUCAAUUUGGAUUGGCUGCCACAGGCAACAAGGAAACUUAUAACCAGAUUUACUAAAAGUGUCUGAGACAAAAAUUGUCAGAUUUUUCCCUUAGCAACCAUUUGAAGUUUAGCCUAAAGGCCUAAAAUGUUGUUUGUUGAAUGUAUGAAGUAAAGCUUGUAGGUUUAAAAAAAAAAAAAUACAAUGGACAAAUUAUGUACAUGUUAACGGAGUUCUGUAGUGAAAGAUAACUUAUCCCCUAUCC
Messenger RNA from Hyla sarda, 4319 nucleotides. RefSeq names its product interleukin 17 receptor E (gene IL17RE). Bases 46 to 2037 code for a protein of 663 amino acids. The transcript is spliced from 15 exons. Gene Ontology annotation, molecular function: interleukin-17 receptor activity. Lineage: Eukaryota; Metazoa; Chordata; Amphibia; Anura; Hylidae. The record is from RefSeq and is a predicted model, not a curated record.